AACACCUGUUUUUGUUUUUCUUUUUUUCUGGAUCUGGAAACAAACGCCGUACAAGUAAAUGCAGUAUUUUCUGUUAUUAACACGAAGUUUCCAUACUUUGUACACCCACGGAAUUAGUAGUCAUUAACUGUAUACUACUGUCUUAUAAAUAUGCUAUUCUUCUUCCUAUAGCUAAUUCAUCACCAUAUCAAUUGUUGUUUUUAGAGCAUUCCCAAAAAGUUUCUCCAUUUUUCUAAUUGUUUCAAGUUCAACCCUUUUCACACUUUAUCAUAUUCUACCAACAUUAAUCAUCUGACUCCAACUUGUUUGAGACUACUGCAUAUAACUAUUUCAUUUUAAUCUACGUGCAACAUGUAUAUGGAGUCUGUUUCUGUACCUAGUGCCGAAAACAAGUCCGUUUUCUCAAGAUUACGAAAUAGGUUUUCGCUCAAAAAGGCGACUUCUCAGAAGAAAGACGAGGGCCUAACAACAACAACAACAAUGACAACAACGACGACAAUUACUACUACUACUACUGGUCCUCGUCUUUCAGUAAGUAGUAGUAGUAGUAGUAGUAAUAGCGAAUUAGAGAGGGUAUUUACGUACUUUGACGAGGAUGGAGAUGGAAAGGUGUCACCAGCGGAGCUAAGGAGGUGCAUGAAGGCGGUAGGAGGUGAGCUGACGGAGAAGGAGGCGGAGAUGGCGGUGAGGCUAUCGGAUUCCGACGGGGACGGGUUGUUAGGAUUAGAGGAUUUUACAAAGCUAAUGGAAGAAGAGAGGAAUAAAGAGAGUGAGUUGAAAGGAGCAUUUGCUAUGUAUGAAGAAAUGGAGGGCAGUGGCUACAUCACUCCUAAGAGCUUGAAGAGGAUGUUGAGUCGACUUGGUGAGUCAACUUCUAUUGAUAAAUGCAAAGCUAUGAUUAGGAGAUUUGAUAUCAAUGGAGAUGGAGUUCUUAGCUUUGAUGAGUUCAAAGUUAUGAUGACAACUUAGAAGAGUUCAGAGAGAAACAAUGCUGUAAUAUAUGAUUCUUGGUCUCAUCAAAUAAUGAGAGAAACAAUGCUGUAAUAUAUGAUUCUUGGUCUCAUCAAAUAAUUCCUAAUUAAUGUUUAUCAUUGAGAUUUUUCAUUCUAUAGAUUCAUAAUUGUAAAGAAUUUCUU
Lycium barbarum (goji berry) is the source of this 1136-nucleotide messenger RNA. RefSeq names its product putative calcium-binding protein CML19. Gene Ontology annotation, molecular function: calcium ion binding; enzyme regulator activity. The transcript has a single exon. The record is from RefSeq and is a predicted model, not a curated record. The coding region runs from base 352 to 969 and encodes 205 amino acids. Lineage: Eukaryota; Viridiplantae; Streptophyta; Magnoliopsida; Solanales; Solanaceae.